CACCUGUUCUUUCUCAUGACGUUUCGAUCUAUAAGUAAUCCGGUGGGGAUAAAAACAAAGCAGCCACGUUACCUUGUCUCUUUCCACCUGUUAAGCUUCACUGAAAACAUGAGGGCAACUCUUUGCAUCGUUGUUUGUUUUGGUUUAGUUAUGAGCUGCUUGGCUCUUGACUGUCCAGAUUGCGACAUCAAAGCAUGUAGAGAUCCUGGUGUUUGCCGUCUGGGUAAGACCACCGACUUUUGCGGAUGUUGCCCAGUAUGCUACAAGGGCAUAGGCGAAGAAUGUGGUGGACCUUGGAAUGUUUUCGGUAUAUGUGCUCACCAUCUGAGUUGCGUCCGUCUCCCUGGACCUAAGGGACGACGAGAUCCCAUCACAGAGUUCAACAACAAAGGAAAAUGCCUGGCCUUGCCUUAAUAUUGCUAGAAAAAAAUAUCUUCUUGAGCAAUAAAAUUGGUUUUCUUCAUUAAAAUAUUA
This is a messenger RNA of Argiope bruennichi, 474 nucleotides long. RefSeq names its product single insulin-like growth factor-binding domain protein-1. Gene Ontology annotation, cellular component: extracellular region. The transcript is spliced from 4 exons. Bases 16 to 414 code for a protein of 132 amino acids. Gene Ontology annotation, biological process: regulation of signal transduction; regulation of cell growth. The record is from RefSeq and is a predicted model, not a curated record. NCBI's taxonomy places the organism in Eukaryota, Metazoa, Arthropoda, Arachnida, Araneae, Araneidae. Gene Ontology annotation, molecular function: insulin-like growth factor binding.